Molecule: messenger RNA, 1570 nt
Organism: Exophiala viscosa
Lineage: Eukaryota; Fungi; Ascomycota; Eurotiomycetes; Chaetothyriales; Herpotrichiellaceae
Product: cation efflux family-domain-containing protein
Exons: 1
Coding region: 146-1570 (474 amino acids)
Biological process (GO): zinc ion import into Golgi lumen; intracellular zinc ion homeostasis
Cellular component (GO): cytoplasmic vesicle; Golgi apparatus; membrane
Molecular function (GO): zinc ion transmembrane transporter activity
Source: RefSeq, a predicted model, not a curated record
UGUGAACUCCCUUUGAAAGAAAUGUCCACUGAAUGAGUGUCCCACCACUCUUUCACCUCAACACAUACCUAUGUCCUCAUGAACAGGGCACACAGGCCUCAUUGAAUUCCUGAGCCUGUCGCUGCCCACCUAGGAGCUCUCCAUCAUGGCGGACAGUAUGCCAAUUCCAGUCCCUCCUCGAACUCCCACACCUCCCCCUGAUGAACCAGCAUCUCCCCCACUCGACCCUGCUUUCGAUGCAGAUGCUCCCAUUGCACCAAACACUUUGUCGCCUCUUCCAAUCGAGCGUGAGAGUAUGUUCUCAUUGGAUGCAGGGUUGAGGUCUCCCACAACGCCAGGCAAGAGCCCAAGUAAAGAUGGCUUUGGUCCCUUCAACUUUCAGCCUGCGGCCAUGGCCAAAUCGCCGGUCAUCAAGUCAAAUAUAGGGCAAAGACGAGGUCACAAAUAUAAACACAGCAGUGUCUCGCACCAAAUCUUCCUCGAACCACCUCCAAGAGCGCCCUUGGCCCUCCCAAACUCCCUACCAAUUCCCACUUUUGCUGAGUGCAGAGCAAGCAUGACCAAAGAUCAGAAUAUUCGCUUCUACUGGAGUAUCUGUCAUAUGGCUAUCGCAGGAUACACGGCAUGGAAUGCGCAUGGGUCAGCAGCAAUAGAGGCCCUGUCGCACUUGAUCUUCUAUGACUCGCUGGGAGCGCUCCUAUGUGUGUUCGUUGAGGUGCUAUCCAACUUUGAGGUCUGGGGCCGGUCGAGUGUCAGGCAUCCGUUCGGCUUGCAGCGCAUGGAGGUCAUUGCUGGAUUCGCCCUGUCUGUCCUUCUAAUCUUCUUUGGCUUCGACUUGAUAUCCCACAAUGCGAAACACGCGCUCGAAGGCAUCGGGCACGAACCGCAUCAUCCACACACUCACGAACGCGUUUCCGCAGGCACGGUGGACCUUACGGCUAUGCUCGCUCUGGUUGCAACAUUAAUAUCAGCCGUUGGAUUGCAAAACCAUGCUCGGAUCGGAAAAGCCAUGCGGUUUGCUGCGAUGGAGAACCUGCCAUCUCUAUUGAGCAACCCCUCGCACUUCCUCACUCUCUCCUGCUCAGCUACCAUGCUCAUGCUGCCUCUGCUGUCACUGCACACGUACGAAUGGGUGGACAAGGUUCUCUCUUUGAGCAUCGCGCUCAGUAUGCUCUUCCUUGGGGCACACCUCGGGCGCAAUGUCGGUGCGAUGCUUCUAAUGUCUCUACCUUCAAAGGCGGCGGACGUUGCUGAAGUGGUUCAAGCCAUCGAAGCAGAACCUUUGGUUCGCAAUGUCGAACAGGCCAAGUUCUGGCAGGCACAUUACGGCAUGGGCAUGGCAAACUUACGGCUACGGGUCGUCGGGACUGAGGAGAGUCUACUCAAGCUGAGGGAGAGAAUCGGCAGCAUUAUUCGGAAUCGGCUGAGUGGAGGCUAUGGCUCGGGAAGCAGUGGUCAGAAGUGGGAGGUCAGUGUACAAUUCAAGGUUGAUAUCGACAGCGCCAUUUCUCAGAGUCACGGUCAUGGCCACUUUGGAUCGAUUCCUGGGUGGACAUCGAGUCUGAGUUGA